Messenger RNA from Penicillium atrosanguineum, 1650 nucleotides. RefSeq lists its product as uncharacterized. Gene Ontology annotation, biological process: transmembrane transport. Gene Ontology annotation, molecular function: transmembrane transporter activity. The transcript has 6 exons. NCBI's taxonomy places the organism in Eukaryota, Fungi, Ascomycota, Eurotiomycetes, Eurotiales, Aspergillaceae. The record is from RefSeq and is a predicted model, not a curated record. Bases 1 to 1650 code for a protein of 549 amino acids.
AUGACGCAUGUGGUUGAGAAGGCCCCGAGCGUGGCUGAAUAUGAUUCUGAUUUCACCACUGAGUGGAGUGGCGCAUUGUACGGGGUUCGUCGGUACCUCGGAAUGAUAGGUCUCGGAUUGGCUCUCUUCCUCACUGGCAUUGAGGCAACCAUUGUGAGCACGUCACUGGUGACCAUCGUCAAUGACCUUCAAAAUUCCGAACAAAGCAGCUGGAUUAUCACCUCCUAUCUUUUAACAUAUACAGGUUCUCUGAUCUAUCCUCAAUUCAGUGGUUUAUUGUCAUCUGGUCCAAUUUUGGCAACGUCCUUGGGGUUAAACAUGCCCUCCUCAGUUCCUUGUUCCUUUUCACGGCAUUCUCAGGUGGUUGUGGUGGAGCGCAGACCUUUAAUCAAUUGUACGAUCAUCUGUCGCGCGUUUCAAGGAAUUGGCGCUGCUGGUGUGUACACUUUGGCAUGCUUCUCUUUUAUUCGUAUCGUUCCUCCUGAGCAAUACAAGCUGACCACCACAAUCGCUGGUGGUGUCAUAUCACUGGGUCUUGUUCUUGGCCCCUUGUUUGGAGGUGCCAUUUCUAACAGUGGAAAGUGGCGCUGGGUGUUCUUAUACAACCUUCCAGCAGGCGCUUUUGCGUGGCUUAUGAUUUUCCUCAUUCUCCCAGCCCAUUUCCCUCAUCGAUCCCCACCGCCAACUAAGGAGUCAUUAUCGAUUCGAAUUUGGCAGAAGACAAAGACUUGUUUCCGUCAUCUAGACCUGAUGGGUGCAUUUAUCAUAUUAACUGCCUGUUCGCUUCUUAUUGCCGCUCUUCAGGAAGGAAAUUCUCAGUAUGCAUGGGACUCCGGUCUGGUAAUCAGUUUCCUUGUUAUCUCAGGAGUCUUCUGGUUUGCUUUUGUCGGAUGGGAAUGGUUCAUCUCUCUGCAUUGCCAAACAAUUAGCCCAGUAUUUCCAUGGCGAUUGACCCACAAUCGUACUUUCAUGGGACUUGCUCUCGGAUUCUUCACAACCGGACUACCCUUAACCGUCUGUGUGAUCAUGAUUCCCCAGCGAUUUCAAAUAGUCAAUGGAAGCUCUCCGAUCGGCGCCGGCGUCAAACUGUUAUCAUUUGCGCUAAGCUGUCAGGUCGGCAUCAUAGCCUGCUCUCUGUUGUCAGGACGCGCUAAAAUUCCUUUUUGUUACAUAGCGCUAUUUGGUAUAGCCUGUCAGAUUGCCGGUCUGUUUCCCUAUUCAGAAAUUGCCUCUACGCCAAAGCUUUGGCUAGGUCAGUUCGGAUAUCUAGUUUUAGCCGGGCUUGGGAUAGGUCUAUCUGUGUCUGCAUUUUACAUGGCGACAUCACUUGUGGUGGAUCCGAAGGAUCAAAACAUUGCUCUCGCCAUUGGCAUCCAAUUAAGAUCCUUGGGUGGCGUUGGGGGAGUUGCAGCCUCGACCACCAUUCUCCACCAUUACAUUCAGAGCCGAUUGUCGUCUAGUCUGCAACCUCAGGAGCUAGCCGCUCUCUUGCAAACAACCACAGCGAUCAAUGCUUUCCCUUCAGAUGUUCAACUACAUGUUCGUGAAGUCUAUGCGAUGGCCUAUAGUGCGCAAAUGAAGUUGACCGGCGCAUUUUCGGCAACGCAGCUGUUGGCCGUGGCGUUGAUGUGGAAGAGAGAGAAUGUGUGA